Molecule: messenger RNA, 3132 nt
Organism: Cydia strobilella
Lineage: Eukaryota; Metazoa; Arthropoda; Insecta; Lepidoptera; Tortricidae
Product: oocyte zinc finger protein XlCOF6-like
Exons: 13
Coding region: 107-1945 (612 amino acids)
Cellular component (GO): nucleus
Molecular function (GO): zinc ion binding
Source: RefSeq, a predicted model, not a curated record
AAUAUGCACGAAAGAAAAAUGCAUAAAAAACGCGAAAAGAAUAACAAUUCGUAUUUAUGAAUUACAAUUUACAUUGUUUAUUAUCUUAUUGGGUUUUUAUGUAAAGAUGCGAUCGGUGAAAACAGAAAAUGCUAGCAGCAGCGAACAAUUGCUAGCCUGCCGGGUUUGUCUAACCACUGAAGCAAAGUUGUACAAUAUUCAUGAAAAUGGCCUAGAAAAAGAAAUUCUGGAUCUGCUAGGGAUCGAGGUGUCAGCAAAUGAUGGGUAUCCACGGCAUGUGUGUGCAUUCUGCAGGGUACUUUUAACAAAGUUUAAGCAGUUCCGAGCUUGCAGCCAACGGGCCCAGGAGCUGCUGGGGACGCUUAAGAAACAGCAUGGGCUUAAUACAAGCACCAUCGCCACCAUCAACUCUUCGUUUACAAACCUAAGUAUCCACACCACCACCCUCAUUGAAUACCAACACCAAGAACCGGAACCCAUCAUCAAAGAUGAAAUAGAAUCCAAGCAUGAAGAUUUAGUAAAAUACGAAGAUUUAGAUAAUAAUUUAGAUGUGGAUGAUAAUAUAGAUUAUGAUGCGGAUGAGGACUAUAAAGAUGAAGUGGAGGUUAAGAAGAGGAAGCGAAAGAGAAAGGUUGAGAAGGAAGUUACUAGGGAGAAAAAGAAGUUACCUAAAGAAAAGAAGAUAAAGAAAAUGUUCGAGUGCGAGGCCGAUUUCCCCGCGUUUGAGGCCAAAUACAACAUGGAGAUAGUUGUUCUCACGAUGGAGCAGCAACUAGAAAACAUGGCCGCCAGGAAAAACUCCUCCAACUUUAUUAACUCGCCUUAUAAAUGCCAGCUGUGUUUUAAAGGAUUUUCCUCUGAAGCUACUUUUAAAAAUCAUAAUUUGAAACAUCAUGAUCCGAGUGUCGGAGCGCAGCAGUGCGAAUUGUGCUUCUCUCGGUUCCGUAUCCCCGCCUUCCUGCGCACUCACGCCGAAACGCACCGCCUCAAGUUUGUCUGCAAGGACUGCCGCUUUGUCGCUAGUAAUAGGUACCACGCCAUAACGCACUUCCGCGAGCACAGCGGGUUCAAAUACGUCUGCAAAUAUUGUGGAGCCAGUUUCAAGAAACCAUCGACACACGGUACGCACGUACGCAUCCAGCAUCCCAGUGAGAACACAUCGUGCGACGUGUGCGGGGAGACCUUCCAGGGGGAGUUCGGGCUGAGGAUGCACAAGACUAGAGCGCACAAGCAGAAUUCCGAGAACGAAUCCGGUUCUCUCAACUGCAGCACGUGCGGCGUGCAAUUCGCCAGCUCGUACGCGAUGACGCGGCACACGUUCACCGCGCCCGACAACGUGUGCAACCCGAGCAUGAGAACGUGUACUCUGUGUGGAGAGAACCUGGCGACUGAUGAACUGCUGAGGAGCCAUACUCAGGAGCGACACAGCAAACCAGAGACUAAAUGCGAUGAGUGCAACAAAACAUUCCUAACCGAGGCGUCUCUGAGCGUCCACUACGAACGCGUCCACCUGCAAGUGAAGAGUGUGAGACGGAAAGCGUCCCACCACGCGCGGAAACAGUACGGGGGUGUGGUCAUGUGCGAACUGUGCGGGAAGAGAUGUAAGAACAGCACCAUCCUGAAAUACCACCAGCGUACACACACAGGGGAGAAGCCCCACAGCUGCCCGCGGUGUCCCAAACGAUUCGUCUCCCCCAUGCUGCUACACUGCCACCUGCGGUCCCACACGGGGGAGCGCCCGUACAAGUGCGCGCAGUGCCACAAGUCUUUCACGCAAAAGUCCGCGCUCACCGUGCACAGCACGGUUCACACGGGUGAGAAACCAUUCGCCUGCAGCAUCUGCGGCAAGUCGUUCACACAAGCCGCCUCCGUACACACGCACGUCAAAUACGUCCACAUGAAGAUGCCCGCGCCGCCGCGUCGGCGGAACCUCAAGCGGGAGUGAACUGUCACACUAUGGAGAAACCAUUCACCUACAACCUAUGCACCAAGCCUCCGUGCACACCCGUCUGGUCUGGGACUAGAAUGGUGACAGACAGGUGCAACUGACCCUUAAUUUCUUACUUCCUUAUUCAUUAAACUUAGCAAACUUCUGUAAAAUUUUGUCCUCUUCUAACAAACACACAGGUAAAAAUGACGGAUAAGGACAAACGUUUAGAAUCUCGCUAACAAUUUAUAAUACAAGACCCAAAAUUUUAACGUACUAUUAUUACGAGCCUAUUGUGUCCCACUGCUGGGCAAAGGCCUCCCCCCUUUUCUUCCACUCCUCCCGGUUUUGAGCUACAUCUGGCCAGUCUCUCAAAAAGGAGUCCAAGUUAUCCCGCCAUCGCCGACGAGGUCUGCCUGAUCUCCGGUUAGACUCGUGGUGCUCCCACUCCGUGGUUAACUUGGCCCACAAGUCAUUCGGCAUGCGACAGACAUGAUCAGCCCAGUCCCACUUUAACUUGGCCGCUUUUUUAACGUAACUACUUUUUUUAGUAGCCAAAGAAAUUUAAUGUAACAGGCUUCUUUAUUUCGAGAUGUGAGUGUCUUCGUAGUUUCUGUGCAUAAAAUAUACAUAGUGGACCUCAGUUACUGGGCAAAUUUUAACAGUGUGAAAACUGUUUAUCUUAAAUUAUUUAAAAAAAAAUGAGAUUCUCACAAUAAGACCUUUCAUUUGAUAUAUGACACGAUAUAGUUUGCAAAACUUUGUUUCUGAAUUUUCUCAUUUACCCCCAAAAAUGGCCCCCAUGUUUCAAAUUUAUUUGUAGACGUUACAUGUCCGUCUUUGGGUCACAAACUUACAUAUGUGUGCCAAAUUUCAACUUAAUUGGUCCAGUAGUUUCAGAGCAAUGAGGCUGUGACAGACGGACGGACAGACAGACGCACGAGUGAUCCUAUAAGGGUUCCGUUUUUUCCUUUUGAGGUACGGAACCUUAAAAACAUCGACAGAAAGUUGAACAAGUAAAAAUAAACCGCUGUUCAAAUUUGUUGGUAACUUGGGUCCCACGGUGUAUAUUUGUAUACUUGUGUGUAUAAGAAUCUCAACCAAUGGUAUUAUUAAUUCUUAGAAAAUGUGCAAUAAAAUCUGUGAAAGUAUUUGUAAAUGUUGUAUUAGUAAUUAUUUUUAAGUAUUUAUUUAUCAAGUUUUAC